Vicia villosa (hairy vetch) is the source of this 936-nucleotide messenger RNA. Its product is annotated as kunitz type trypsin inhibitor 106-like. The record is from RefSeq and is a predicted model, not a curated record. Gene Ontology annotation, molecular function: endopeptidase inhibitor activity. NCBI's taxonomy places the organism in Eukaryota, Viridiplantae, Streptophyta, Magnoliopsida, Fabales, Fabaceae. The coding region runs from base 37 to 654 and encodes 205 amino acids. The transcript has a single exon.
CACAAUCCAAAUAUCCUUCAUAAUAUACACAUAACCAUGUCAAAAAGGGUGAUCAUAGCUACAAGCCUUAACCUUGUGUUAUGGCUAUUCAUGGCCACGACAGUUUUAGCACAAUCUGAAAAUGAACCAGUUAUUGACACAAAAGGUAACCCUGUUGAGAGUGGAAAAGAGUAUUACAUACAAACACCUUUAACAGAUAUUGGAGGUCGCUUCACUUUGAUAAAUAGAAAUGGUUCAUGCCCUUUAUAUGUAGGUCAAGAAAACACAGAUCUUACAAAAGGGUUACCUGUUAUCUUUUCGCCUUUUGAAACAAAAGAUAAAGUUGUUAAGGUGGAAAGGGAUUUUAAGGUGAAGUUUUCAGCCUCUUCCACUUGUGCACAAUCCACAGAAUGGAAAGUGGGUGAUAGAGACAGAAAGAACGGAAGGAGAUUUAUUAUAACCGGGGCUGAUCGUUAUAACUAUUUUAGAAUUGUGAAGACUCAAGUUCGAGGUAUAUAUUAUAUUGAGUUUUGUCCCUCUGUGUGUGACACUUGUAGGUUUGAGUGUGGUACUUUGGGUACUUUUAAUGAGAAAUUGAAGAUAUUCUUGACUUUGGAUAAUAAUAAUCUCUUGGGUAUUAAUAAUAAGCUCCGGGUUCAGUUUCUUAGGGCAUAAGUUACUUAAGUUUCUAUCUUUUUCUUGUAACGUCUAUUAAAUAAUUGGAGUUAUACAUAUAUAUUAUUAAAUAAGAAGAUAGAAAGAUGCAUGAGUGUCUUUUCUUUCUCUUUAGCUAUAUAUAGAAUAGCUCCAAAAUAAUAUGUGUAAGUCAUCAUCACAUGAACUAUUUUGUAAGAAAAAUAUUAUUGUGCACUAUACUAUAUAGACUAGCCCUAUAGUGGUUGAUUAUCCGUGCAUGAAGGUCUUAUUGUAUGAGAGGUUCAAUGGUAUUCACAAUUA